ACCAAUAGAAGCAGUACGGAAGAGUGGUUGCAUCUGGGCGCGAACAACGAACAAUUCGGUAAUUUGGAGUUGCUGGCAAAUCUGCGCUGAUUUGAAAUGAAUCGCGAAACAAAUUUGAGCAGCCAUUUCGCAGAUGAUACUUCACCGAAACCAGGGACGCUUUGUGUCCAUGUGGAUGCGCAGAAGUCACGAUGCUGCUUCCUCUCAGACAACGUAAUCAGUGCACGUGUUGAAGAACUAGUGAGACAGAGAGGUUACCCACAUAUUUUGACAAAUUUUGCAGAAACUGUUCUUGCAGGUCAAGUGGACAAAGUAGUAACUGAGUAUAAAGAUGAUGACAUGAAAAAACUGGACUCUGCUACACUAGUUGUCCAUGUCUAUGAGGUGAAUGAUGAUGUUGGCUUAGAAGAGCUUGAAGAUGGCAUGGCAGCUGCAAGUCACUGGGUUCUUCCUUCUGCACAUCUUGAGGGUCUUUGGGAGAGCCUCAUUUAUGAAAGUCCAAUAAAAGAUGAGUUGUUGAGCUAUUCAUCCACGGCCCUGCUGUUUGCUGAUAAGAAAGUGGACCCUAACGUCAUAUCAUGGAACAAGGUUGUGCUUUUGCAUGGACCACCUGGCACAGGGAAAACCUCCUUGUGCAGGGCUCUUGCACAAAAACUGACCAUCAGGAUGCGGUCUCGUUUCACCCAUGGUCAGCUCUUAGAGAUCAACAGCCACAGUCUUUUCUCCAAGUGGUUCUCAGAAAGUGGAAAACUAGUAAUGAAGCUGUUUCAGAAGAUACAAUCCCUCAUUGAUGAUGGAAGUACCCUUGUGUUUGUUCUCAUUGAUGAAGUUGAAAGCUUGGCGCACUGUCGUAGCACUGCAAUUGGAGGGAAUGAGCCAUCAGAUGCAAUUCGUGUUGUCAAUGCCUUGCUGACGCAAAUUGACAUUAUGAAAAGAUACCCAAAUGUUUUCAUUCUUACAACCUCAAAUAUCAGUGGGGUCAUAGACCUGGCCUUUGUAGACAGAGCUGACUUCAAAUAUCACCUUGGUUAUCCCAGCCAAAAAUGCAUCUCGAAGAUCAUUAUGUCCUGCUUGAAAGAGCUUUACAGGGUGUCUGUCAUAAAUGAAAACAUGAGUUUCCUUGAAAGCAAUGCUGAUGAGAUGGGUGAUGAACUGCAGUCCUUGUACAACUCCUUGUGCCACAGAGCUGUUGGCCUGAGUGGGAGGCGGUUGCGAAAACUGCCUUUCAUAGCACAUUCCAUCUGCACUGUGGAUGGUACGCUGACGCUAAAAACGUUCCUGCUUGCCCUGUCUGAGGCUGUCGACCGCCAGUUGCAAGAAAAUAAAGAGAUCACAAGUUGCAUGGAAGUGCGAUAACACCUCUUCUGAAGAUGCAGAACAUCCUUGUUUUAUUUCAUGACAAGUGCUUUCCACUUGCUAUUAAAAACAUGAUUUUGUUGUAUGGCAAGUAGUGAAGACAUCAAUUUUUAAUAUAGUAGAGACUUUAUAAAGGUUUAUAUUUUUUGUAACAUGAGUUACACUAGUGGACAUCUGAAAUCUCCAACUAGUUCCAAAAGAAACUGCAGUGCCCUAUCCCAUCCUAAUUAUUAACCUUAGGCUACAUGUUGCAAAGCCAGUCAGUGCUCUAGGCAUAUUCACUUAAAGAAAUAGCGAGCCUACAGCCAGUUUUGAGACAUCUGCUUGCAAAUUUGUGUUAUAUGCAUUAGUUUGCUACACUUGUU
Rhipicephalus sanguineus (brown dog tick) is the source of this 1721-nucleotide messenger RNA. RefSeq names its product pachytene checkpoint protein 2 homolog (gene pch2). The coding region runs from base 97 to 1356 and encodes 419 amino acids. The record is from RefSeq and is a predicted model, not a curated record. Lineage: Eukaryota; Metazoa; Arthropoda; Arachnida; Ixodida; Ixodidae. Gene Ontology annotation, molecular function: ATP binding; ATP hydrolysis activity. Gene Ontology annotation, biological process: meiotic recombination checkpoint signaling; reciprocal meiotic recombination. Gene Ontology annotation, cellular component: chromosome; nucleus. The transcript is spliced from 10 exons.